AUGGCACGAGGGACUCCACCAAGAGGUGGUCAAAAUGGACGGGGCCUACAGAGAAGUGCCUCACAGGGAAGUUCGGCCUCAGUUUCUCGUGGACCUUGUGGAUUUUGUGGAAAACCAAACCACACCGAGGACAAUUGUUGGAGGAAGGAAAGAAAAUGCUUACGCUGUGGGAGUGCGGAGCAUCAAAUAGCCAACUGCCCGGUAUUACCUCGGGAGGCAAGAGUAACCACCCAAUCAUCGAAGGCCAACUCGGGACAGUCCAAGGUGGAAGGGACAAAGCCGAAGGUGCCAGCUCGGGUAUACUCCCUUGAGCAACAUCAAGUCCAUGAUUCAUCUGGGGUCGUAGAAGGUACGAUCCCUGUCUUCCAUCGUCUAGCAAGGAUUUUGAUAGACCCUGGUGCUACCCAUUCCUUUGUUAACCCCGAUUUUAUGUGCGGAAUUGAUAUAAAACCUGUUAGCUUGCCUUAUGACUUAGAAGUUAGUACUCCUACGGGGGAUCAACAUGUGAUUACUGGUAUAAUGUAUGCUAAUUGUGAAAUUUGGGUAGGAGAGAGGAAUCUUUUCGGGAAUCUUAUAAGUUUAGCUAUUAAGGGAUACGACGUUAUAUUGGGUAUGGACUGA
Messenger RNA from Coffea arabica (coffee), 621 nucleotides. RefSeq lists its product as uncharacterized. NCBI's taxonomy places the organism in Eukaryota, Viridiplantae, Streptophyta, Magnoliopsida, Gentianales, Rubiaceae. Gene Ontology annotation, molecular function: zinc ion binding; nucleic acid binding. The record is from RefSeq and is a predicted model, not a curated record.